AUGAGUUUGAAACCUAAUAAAUUUUCAAAUUCUUCAGAUGAUAAUUCAAAGGAAAAAGGUUUGUAUUCCUUACAUUCAAAUGCAUCAAAUGAUUUUAUCUCUAUUUCAUCUAAAAUAUAUUCAUCAAUAUGUGAUGCAAUUUAUCAUAAUAAAGAAUCACUUAUUUCAAAAAAUUCAGGUGGAUCUUUAGAUAAAUUAUCAAAAUCCUUCUCAAGAGGUUUUCUUGUUUUCUUUCAGCUAUCUGUGAUUCUUCUUUUUCUUCUUUAUUAUAAAAAUUACUUUCCUGGAGAAUCGAGCAAUGAUAAAAGCAUAAAAAUAGAAAAAAUUUCAGGUAAUCAAAGAAUAAAAAGGUGUCUAGAAGGCAUAGAGAUGGAAAAAGAUCUAGAAGAGUUUAAACAAUUCAGAGAUGAAGUAAGUAAUAUGGAAAAAUUAUUUAAUAUAGAAGAUGACAUGGAUUAUACAGAAGAUGAGGAAUACCUUCAAUGGAAGAAAGAACUAGAAAAUUUAGACGAGAGACUUACGUCACAGCUUUCUGAUAUGUGGGAAGAUUUGAAAGAUCUAAAAUAUAUAGAUGAAGAAAAAUGGAAAGAACUUUGUGAAAAUUGUAAAGGAAAAUUGAAAGUCUGCGGAGAGGAACGAAGAAAAAGAGUAAAAAAAUCAGCAAGUAAUGUAAAAUGCGCAGACAAAAUAAAACAGCUAUCAUCGGAGAGAAUUGUAGAAAAAAAACUAGAAACCUUUUCACUGAGGAAAGUCAAAGAAGAGGAAGUAGAAGACAAUCCAUCAGAAAAAAUCAUAGUCAAAACAGAAGAACAGACAUUUGGAAAAAUUAACGAAAAAAUAAUAGAAGGAAUUCCAAUUAGUCAAGUCAAAGGAAAAAAUGUAGAAGAUAAUUUAUCAGAAAAAAUAAAAUCUAGCCAAGAAGAAGAACAUGAAUCAGAACAAGUUAAAGAAAAAAAAGUAGAAGAGCACCCAUUAGAAAAAAGGGGGGAAAAGAAAUUAGAAGAGAAUACAUCAGAAAAAAUGGAGGAAACGAAAGUAGAAAAACCAUCAAAAAAAAACCCAGAAAAGAAAUUAGAACAGUAUUCAUCAGAAAAAAAGGCAGAAAAGAAAGUAGAACAAACAUUAAAAAAAAAACAAGAAAAGAAAUUAGAAGAGAAUUUAUCAGAAAAAAUGGGGGAAAAGAAUGUAGAACAACCAUUAAAAAAAACCCAAGAAAAGGAAUUAGAAGAGUAUUCAUCAGAAAAAAAGGCGGAAAAGAAAGUAGAACAACCAUUAAAAAAAACCCAAGAAAAGAAAUUAGAAGAGAAUUUAUCAGAAAAAACGGGGGAAAAGAAUGUAGAAGAGCAGCCAUUAAAAAAAACCCAAGAAGAGAAAUUAGAAGAGAAUUCAUCAGAAAAUAUGAGGGAGAAGAAAGUAGAACAUCCAUCAAAAAAAAUCAGAGUCAACAAAACAGAAGAACGCACAUCAGAAAAAACUGAAGAAAAAGAAAUGGAAUUCCCAUUGGAAAAUAUAAUAGAAAAAAAGGAAGAAGCACAAAUAUCAGAACAGAAUAAGGCAGAAAAAUUAUCGAAGUUAAGAACUAAUAAAGAUGAUUUAAAGGGAACGCCUCUUCUAAGGGAAUGGGGAGGUAAAGAUAAAAAGUACCAAGAAGCCCAGAGGAAAAAUAUGAAAGAAGCAGAAAUAAUGCAGAUGAAAGAAGAAAGCAGGAUUUCUAGAGAGAAAGCAGAAAGAGAAGCAAUGGAUAAAAAGGGAAUUGAACUAUUGGAAAAAGCAAAGUUAGCUAAUGAAAAAGUAGACAAAAAGGACAAAGAGCAAGAGUGGAGAGAUCAUAUAAUGAGAGAUAAAAAUGAAAGACUAAGGUAUAUGAAAAAGGGGGAAAAGAUGUUGAAGCAAGAAUGGAAAGAAAGAAGAAAUCUAGAGAAGAAAAUAUUGAAGAAAGAAAUGAAAGAUAUGAAAAAAAGAAAAGAAUUAGAGAGAAAAAUGAGUAAGCAUAAAGAUAUGCAGAAUAUGGGAAAUGAAAAAAUUAUGAAAAAAGAACAAGAAAGAAUUGAUAAGGCUAAGUUAAAGGAAGACAUUAUGAAAAGGAAAUGGCAUGAGAGAAGAGAGAAAGAAAGGUUAGAGAGAGAAAAGAAAGAGAGAAAAAAAGCUGAAAAGGUAGAUAGGAAGAUGAUGAACAAAGAAUGGAAGGAAAGAAAAAAACUAGAAAAGAAAUUGUUUAAGAAAGAAUGGAAAGAUAAAAAAAAGAGCAUGAAAAUGAUGAGAAGGGGUAGAGAGGUAGAUGAAAAAGAUGAUCUAAUGAAAUUAAAAUUAAAUAUGAUAGAUAAGGAAAGAAAUGAAAAAGCGAAUUUGGAAAAAGAGUUAAUGGAAAGAAAAUGGGAAGAAAGGAGAGAAAAAGACAGAAUUUUAGGUGAUAGAAUAGAAAGAAAGAAUAAGGAAAAAAUGGAUAAGAAAAGAAUUAAAAGCAAAUGGAGGAAAAAAAAUAAUUUAGGUAAAGUUUCAGAGAAGAAAGAGGAAAGUUACAUGAAAAAGAAAUCUCAAAAGGAGAGAAAACAGAAGGAAAGAAUGGAAAAAGCAAAUAUGGAAAUGAAGCUAAUGGAGAAAAAACAUGAUGAAAGAUUACAGAAAGCAAUGCUGCAGAUGAAUAUAGAUGAUAGAAAGGAAAAUUAUAAGAUGGAAAUGAAUAGAAUAGAACAAUUAUGA
Molecule: messenger RNA, 2700 nt
Organism: Plasmodium gallinaceum
Lineage: Eukaryota; Apicomplexa; Aconoidasida; Haemosporida; Plasmodiidae
Product: Plasmodium exported protein, unknown function
Exons: 2
Coding region: 1-2700 (899 amino acids)
Source: RefSeq, a predicted model, not a curated record